Molecule: messenger RNA, 1835 nt
Organism: Acipenser ruthenus (sterlet)
Lineage: Eukaryota; Metazoa; Chordata; Actinopteri; Acipenseriformes; Acipenseridae
Gene: grapa
Product: GRB2 related adaptor protein a
Exons: 5
Coding region: 312-974 (220 amino acids)
Molecular function (GO): protein binding
Source: RefSeq, a predicted model, not a curated record
UGUUUCCUGUGCGCUUUCAGGUUCUCAUACUAAACCUCAGAGUGUGAGGGUCCCUGACUGAGUGAGACUGAAUCUGACAGGAAGUGCAGGUCAGCAGGGUUCACUUCUCUGCAGAGAUAGAUGGCAUUGGUAUCCUGAUUGCGAUGCAGUGUGGGCUUGAGCAAAGGAGAGUCGGGGAACUUAUUCAGCGCUGUGGGGCACUGCAUUUAGAAUCGAUCUGUUCCUGGAAACUUUAACUGAGAUAUAUUAGCUCUAUAGAUUAACUUUACUCCCCAGCCUCUCUGUACAUAUUCAAUCUGGCGUAUUGAAGGAUGGAAGCGGUAGCUCUGUAUGUCUUUCAAGCUUCAGAGAAUGAUGAACUCAGUUUUAAAAAAGGGGAUAUACUGAAGAUCACAAACAUGGAAGAUGAUCAGAACUGGUUCACAGCAGAGCUGGGAGGGUUAAAUGGCUUUAUUCCAAAGAAUUAUAUUAAAGUAAAACCGCACCCGGUGUGUUUUGCCAGGUGGUUUGCUGGACGCAUCUCCAGGCAGGUUGCUGAAGAGAGGUUGUCCCGGCCACGAGAAUGCGGUGCGUUCCUGGUUAGGGAGAGUGAGAGCUCCCCAGGGGAAUUCUCUGUGUCCGUCAGUUACGGAGAUCUCGUGCAGCAUUUCAAGGUCAUGAACGAUGGGCAAGGCAGCUAUUUUAUCUGGGAAGAAAAGUUCCACUCCCUCAAUGAGCUGGUGGACUAUUAUCGAACGACAUCCAUUGCCAAGGGGAGGACGGUUUUCCUGAGGGAUGAAGAGCGCACGUUUGAGAAGCCAAAGCAGGCCCAGGCUCUUUUCGACUUUGCCCCACAGCACUUCUCAGAGCUGGGUUUCUACAGAGGGGACGUCAUCGAGGUCCUGGACUGCUCCGACCCCAGCCGCUGGAAAGGGAGGUGUCGUGGCAAGGUGGGGGUAUUCCCAUCCAAAUACGUCCAGCCAACCUACCACUAACCACGCCACACUGGAACUCAAAGCACACUUCCUAGAACCACUAAUCCAUUUUAAAAAACAUGCAGAUAUAAACAUCAGUACUUAAAUCCGUUGUGAAAUGUGCACAAAGCGAAUCCUGAUACCCAAACCCUACCGAAUUUGACGUGAGAGAGGUUGAUGAACAUUGGUACCUUCUCUGAGCAGCAGGACAUGCAUCCAUCACCGUUAGAGGAAACAUGUGUUGUACGGCAAUACAGCGAGGGUUACCACGCCAGCUCAGCCUAGAUUUACUGAGAGAUCUGGGAGACACACCUAUAAUGCAUCAAACUCCUCACCCUUCAAAUCAAUAAGGAAUGAAUGUGUUUCCUUAUGUAUAGACACUAAACAGCCCUCUCUUAACCUUAGCAUUAUUGCCUUGGAUAUUUUCUACACCUGAUCUAUUGUGGGAUACACACAAAACGAGAUAUUCUAGGUAUCUUUCAAACAGUUCACUCAUAUUUGUGGUAAACGUUCUGAUGAAACACAACCAUAUUGAGAAUGACUGGGAAAUCUAAGUUGAUACAAUACUUAGGCACCCACUAACGAUUCUUAGUGUGCCUCUUCACCUGUGAAAAUGAUGAGGAAAGGAAACUGGGGCUGAAUUAAUGUACAAAAGGGUUUACUCCAGUGCAAAGUAACAAGCCCCUGUUAGUGUUUGAAAACUAGUAAUAAAUGACUCAAAAUAUUAACGUCCCUGGCAGGUAUCCAUAUUGUUUCUCGCUAGUUUUGUUUUCUCCUUUUUGAACUUUGCACUCAAGCACUCCUGUCAUUUCCACUUAAACCCUUAACCAUACACUUCACCUGCAUUAUCCCGUUUCACUGUAUAGGCAAUAAACUUUAAAA